UCCUCAACCCAGGAAAACCAGGAAAACCAGGAAAGCCAGCAGAACCAGGGAGCCCAGGAGGACCAGCAGGACCAGCUGAUUCAGCAGGACCAACAGAUUCAGCAGAAUCAGGAGAAUCAGGAGAUCCCGGAUAAUAAGGAGACCCAGGAAAUUACAAUCGCCAACGGAAGGUUCCGAAUCGACUACAAGAUUGCUUCCGGGGGCUACAGCCGCGUGUACGCAGGCACCGACAAGAAAACCAAUCAACAAGUGGCUAUCAAGCUUGAGGAGGUCGACCAAGAGGUCAGCUCCCCGUCCCGCAGGCAGGAAACCGUAAAGCUUGAGGGUCGGCUGUACCGCAAGCUCCCUCUUCACGGCUACCCCAAACUGCAUUGGACCGGCAGGACCAGAGGCGGGCUGUACGAUGUCCUGGUGACAGACCUGCUCGGCCCGUCGUUGUGGAAUCUGUUCGAGUACUGCGGCGAACGCUUCAGUCUAGAUACUCUUUGCAAUAUCGCCAUCCAGGCGCUCAAGCGCCUACAAGGUCUUCAUAAGGCCGGUAUCAUUCACAACGAUAUUAAGCCGAUGAACUUCGCCAUUGGGUCUGGCAAGAGCGGCAACACGCUCUAUCUUAUUGAUCUUGGACUUUCCUCGACUUGGGAAGAGAUCAAGGACAAGGAUGGGGUGAAACAGAGAGGCGGCCUGCUGGGGACAUCGUACUACGCACCUCUAGAAGCUCUGUGGGGAAGAGCGAGAUCAUACCGAGACGACCUCACGUCCCUGGGGCUCACUCUUGUCGAGCUGUCCAAGGGUAAGUUGCCGUGGGGGGAUGCGAAUGGCUCCCUGUGCCUGGGCAAGCGGGAGAAGAUCACGCUGGACGAGCUUUGUUCCGGGCUGCCGCAGGUUCAGUUCCUUAUGGAGCAUGCAAAGCAGUUGCGCUUCGAUCAACUGCCAAAUUACGGCCUACUGAUCAAAAAGUUCGAAAAGGCGCUCUCCGAUUCUGGAUCGGGGCGGACCUGUAUCUUUGAUUGGGUCAAGGUCAGGUAUCGGCGGAUGCAGAGGAAGAUGGAGGAGCGGGCGGCUGGUCUAGAGAACAGAAGGCGUUCUCGGGACGAAGAUGAUGAUGGCGAGGAAGAGGGACCUCCCCGGAGCCGGCCCCGGCAGCAAUAG
Clonostachys byssicola is the source of this 1149-nucleotide messenger RNA. NCBI's taxonomy places the organism in Eukaryota, Fungi, Ascomycota, Sordariomycetes, Hypocreales, Bionectriaceae. The record is from the annotation of a GenBank genome assembly.